AUGUCUGGAAAAGAACGCCUGGAAUCAUGGCUGGACCACAUGAUGAAGAUUUGCCUUUCCGACGGUCGCGUGGUUGUUGGACGGUUCGUGUGUACGGAUUCGCAAUGCAAUAUUAUUCUUUCGAACUGCUAUGAAUAUCUGCCAGAAACUUGUUCCAACGACGACGACAAGCCGAAUGCUGAAGAUGACUCUAGGUUUUUGGGACUGGCCAUGGUGCCCGGUCGCCACAUCGUAGACAUAUACAUUCGUGAAAGCGCUUCAGCAAAUCAGGUUUCGUCAUCUCCUACACCAAUGACUUGA
Messenger RNA from Soboliphyme baturini, 300 nucleotides. The record is from the annotation of a GenBank genome assembly. NCBI's taxonomy places the organism in Eukaryota, Metazoa, Nematoda, Enoplea, Dioctophymatida, Soboliphymatidae.